AUGCAGCCCCCUCGUUGCUGUCUCCUCCUCCUCCUUCUCCUCUACCUCCUCAUCUCUGGGACACGGGCAGAUCCGGAGGGGACCUUCACUGUCCGGCUGCUGCAGACCUCCGUCUUCCAAAACACCACCUUUGUGGAGACAGAGGGGCUGGGCCUGCUGGAAGACAUUGAGCUUGGUUCUCUUGAUAAGCACACCUGGGCCAUCCACUUCUACCAGCCCUGGGUGCGCCCAGCCCUGCCCCGCAGUGACUGGGACACCAUUCAGAACAUGAUCAAGAUCUAUCUGCAGCAGUUCAACCACCUGAUCAAUGAAGGUGCCAUGCAGAAGGAUGUGCCCUACCCCUUUGUGGCACAGUGUAUGGCAGGCUGCACGAUUUUCUCCAAUAGGACCUCCCACGCCUUUGCCUACGUGGGCUACAAUGGACAGGACUUCCUCAGCUUUAACAUGGACAAUUACACCUGGCUCCCCUCCCAAGACACCAACCUGUCGCGGUAUGUCCGGGAUGUCCUCCACAACUAUACUGCCUUCACUGAGCUGGUGGAAGUUCUCUUCAACGAAACCUGUGUUGACGACACGGAGGUGUUACUGCACUACGGGAUGGCAGCUCUGGAGAGACAAGAGCUCCCCGUGGCCACGGUCUUCGCCCGCACGCCCAGCCCAGCCCAGCUCCUGCUUGUUUGCCACGUCACCGGCUUCUACCCACGGCCCAUCAGCGUGGCCUGGCUGCGGGACGGCCAGGAGGUGCCGCCGGGCCCGGCGCUCAGCACCAGCGCCAUCCUGCCCAACGCCGACCUCACCUACCAGCUGCGCAGCGUCCUGGCUGUGGCCCCCCGUGACGGGCACAGCUACGCCUGCCGCGUGCACCACCGCAGCCUGGGCACCCGCAGCCUCCUCGUGCCCUGGGGGAACUCGGAGCUGGUGCUGAUCGCAGGGCUCGGAGCCGGGCUACUGGCAGCCGUGGCCAUGGCUGCCAUCACAGCGCUUUGUGUGUGGAGACACAGAAAGCGCCGGCAGCUGGAGGAAUCAGAGUCCAGGAACUCCAUCCUGAGCAGAGACACUUAG
Molecule: messenger RNA, 1062 nt
Organism: Colius striatus (speckled mousebird)
Lineage: Eukaryota; Metazoa; Chordata; Aves; Coliiformes; Coliidae
Product: antigen-presenting glycoprotein CD1d
Exons: 6
Coding region: 1-1062 (353 amino acids)
Biological process (GO): antigen processing and presentation, endogenous lipid antigen via MHC class Ib; immune response; antigen processing and presentation, exogenous lipid antigen via MHC class Ib
Cellular component (GO): external side of plasma membrane
Molecular function (GO): endogenous lipid antigen binding; exogenous lipid antigen binding; lipopeptide binding
Source: RefSeq, a predicted model, not a curated record